Austrofundulus limnaeus is the source of this 3966-nucleotide messenger RNA. It is a transcript of the gene lepr, whose product is annotated as leptin receptor. Gene Ontology annotation, cellular component: external side of plasma membrane. Lineage: Eukaryota; Metazoa; Chordata; Actinopteri; Cyprinodontiformes; Rivulidae. Gene Ontology annotation, molecular function: protein binding; cytokine receptor activity. The coding region runs from base 364 to 3780 and encodes 1138 amino acids. The record is from RefSeq and is a predicted model, not a curated record. The transcript has 21 exons. Gene Ontology annotation, biological process: cytokine-mediated signaling pathway; positive regulation of receptor signaling pathway via JAK-STAT; hemopoiesis.
UCCCAGAGGGAUCCUGGAGGCUGUUCUGAUGGGUGGGGGGCGGGGCUGCGUGGUAUCCAUGGGUACCAGAGGCUUUCUCCCUCCCUCCUCUCUCCUCCCUCCCUCUCUCAGCCCUCACUCUCCUCCUCUGACUCUACUCAGGGAGUCAGACCUGAGCUGACACCAGCGGUGAGGGAGAGGCUGGAAGCCUUCGUMGUGUGUUUGUGGAGGGUGGCGUCACUCUGAUCGCCUGCACCGACUCCUGCCUCUGGAAGCUUGAUGAAGUUCCUCAGCCACGACGUGAGAACCAGCAACCCUCAGAUCAACACUACCCAACACUGAGAAUCACUGCAGCCAAAAGCCCAGCUGGAUCAUGCUCUCACUAUGAUAACAACAACAAUGGUUUGGCCAGCCAUGUUGUCUGUCCUGAUGCAGGUCGUUCUGAUAUCUCAUGGUGCCUGGUGUUUGGAGUCAGAGCCUGGAGCCUCUCUUCGUCCAAGAAUCCWGGAGCUCCCGUGGCAGGAUGAGCUGUGCUGUGACUCACCUCCUGCCUCCAUAGGAGCAGAGGGAGGCAACACAGUUGCACCAGAGACAAAGCACUCCAAAUUUAACCUCCCACAUUCUUCUCUCUGCAACUUCAAGAACUUAACACUUGAAUCACAUCCUCAAAGGCCUUCUGGAGGCAUCUGUUUGGACAUACUGUGCGGUAUUGUUGAGAAUUGGGAGAAGGUGAAUUGUGAGCUGAAGCCUCGCCGCCAGACGUUUGGUAAACUGGAUCCUGGUCGUUUGGCACUGCGCUUCCAGCGGCUGUCUGAAAACGACACAGAGGAGAAAAACUCCACAUCUGACAGCGUGGCUGUUUGUGAUGCAGAGAACUCCCUCAUGUGUUCAUUUCAUCUCAACCCGGCGAGCAGCUUCGUCCUCAUGGUGACCGCCAACAUCUCCAGCRCCGCAGCUCCACCAGUUCUGCUCAGAAUUCCUGCACAGCCGAUAAAACCAAAUCCUCCAUUCAACCUGUCCCACAUUCAGACCAUUGAGGCAGAACUGAUUCUMACCUGGGAAGACCCUUUAGACUUUGGUGCUGAUCCAAUGAGAUACCAAGUCCGAUAUUCCUCCAACACCACCCACUCAGACUGGCUGGUGGAGUCUGURGUUGGAGAAUCCAACCUGUCUCUGGUUCUGAAGCCCACCAUUGACUACACCAUCCAGGCUCGCUGUGCCAGUCUGGAUGAGCCUCCGGUGUGGAGCGAGUGGAGCAAACCGUACCACAUCUUCCUGGACACUGUGAGCUACAUCCCUGAGAAAGUGGUGGCACGAUCAGGGGAGACGGUCACGGUAUACUGCAUUUUCAACGACCACAGCGUCAACGCCAGCACGGCCAUGUGGAUCCUCAACUACACACAUCUGCUUGAUCGCAGCCAGUACCACCCAGUCAACCAAUGGGUCAGCCGGGUCACAGUCCGUGCUUCAGACACUGGGAUAUAUGACCUGCUCAGGUGCACACAGAACUGGAGCCACUCUUACAGCCAGAUAUUUGUAGAAGGAGGCGCCAUYGAUAUAACCUGUGUUACCAACGGUGACCUCGAUGCCAUGGUCUGCAGAUGGAAGAAAGAUGAGUGGACUAAACUCCAAUUCAAAUACAAGUGGGUGGAUCUGCCGUGUGACGAGAUGGAGAAAAAAGAGCGAGCGGGUGAGACCGUGGGGACGACGGGACCCACCUGCAUGCAGGUGACCUCCAAGCAGAAAGCUUGCACCAUCCACCCUCUGAGGAUGAACUGCUACAAACUGUGGCUGGAAGUCCCGUCCCAUCUGGGUCCAGUCAGGUCCAAACCAGUCUACCUGUCACCUAUAGAUCACGUAAAACCUCACAAACCCACCCACGUGAGCGCGGUGAGCCGGAGCAGCGGGGUCCUGACGGUCAGGUGGGAACCUCCGUCUCUGCCGAUCGAGGGUCUCCAGUGCCAGUUCCGGUACCACUCCCUCAGCGUGAUAGAGAAGUGGACGGUCCAGAGUCCGGUGCGGGUCCCCUGGGCAGAAGUAAUGGUACCAAACAUGUGCCAGGUGUAUGUAGUUCAAGUACGCUGCAUGCACAUCAACGGGAUGGGCUACUGGAGCGAAUGGAGYGACUCUGUCAACUCCACAACUCAAAACAGCAGAGCUCCUGAUCGUGGACCUGAUUUCUGGAGAAUCCGUGAAGAUGAUCUUUACAGAAACACAUCUAACAUCACUCUGUGGUUUGAGCACCUCCCAGUCUCUGGAAGAUCCUUCUGCGUGGAUGGAUUCAUCGUUCAGCACCAGACCAGGAACGGAUCUGUGCUGAGGAAGCAGAUUGACCUGSUGUCCUCCUACAGCUUCGAGUGGAACCAGGAGCUCCAGACGGUCUCUGUGGAAGCGUACAACAGCCUGGGGAGCUCCAGCAGCAACACCAACAUGACACUGGAGAAACAACCUAAACGCCGCUGUGUGCGUUCCUUCCGUGUUUCGAUCGUAAACAGCACCUGCGUGUCUCUGUCCUGGAGCCUGCUAGACGUCAGCUCAGUCCCAGUCUUCAUGGUGGUCCAAUGGUUCCCAACAAGCCGGCAGGACUCUGAGGACUUUGGCCUGAGAGGACAAACGUGGGCCAGACUGCCUUACACUGAGCAGCCCAAGUUGUUAAGAGGGAAUUUUUUUAGUUCAGAGGAGUACGGUUUCUACCUGUACCCCGUGUUUGAAGAUGGAGAAGGGGAACCGGUGUUCACUUUAACAACAAGAGGAGACCAUGCUGCAUACAUUCUGCUGAUGUUCAUCAGCUUCCUCUGUAUCGUUGUGCUGGUCACCCUGCUUCUCUCCCAAAACCAGAUGAAGAGGUUUGUAUGGAAGGAUGUUCCCAACCCAAAUAAAUGUUCGUGGGCCAAAGGACUCGACUUCAAAACGGUGGACCCCUUUGAGCGCCUGUUUUACUCUCCAGAAGGUCUUCCAACCCUACCGCUGCCCUCUGAGGAGAUUUCUAAAGUCAUCAUUAUAGACAAAGCUCUGACGAAGGCCUUAAUCCAAACCCGGAGGUCCCUGACCCCCCUGACCCCUGACCCCACCGCAGCCUCAGACAGCUCCUUCCUGCCGUGGUUUGAUCCGAAUGUUGAGCAGUCAGCAGAAAACGGAGCCCCGACCCCAACAGCUUCAACUCAAACACUGGACGAAUUACAACCAACUGAUCCGAUCGUGGCCCACAUUCCAGCCGACGCCCCCAGCUCCGCCCAGUCUUCCGUCACGUACUCCAAAGUGCUGCUCUCUGACGCGAAGCGGGACCGGCAGCCCGUGGAGCUCCACUUCAGGGACGGCAGCAGGAGCAGCUCCAGCGACGAGGGCAAUUUCUCUGCCAACAACUCGGACAUUUCGGAAUCCGCCGCCGGGGGCCUGUGGGAGCUGGACAGCUGUCCCGGAGCCGAGGYGGACGAUCCGAGGCGCUCCUGCUCCUACAACUCGGUGGAGGAGCUUUCAGAGACGUCGGAGCAAGAAGAUGAAGAAGGAGCACCGGCGGAGCAGGGGAGGCACCUGUGUUACCUCGAAUUAAAAUACCCCGAGGGUGAGGAGAGCGAGGAGGACGAGGAGCGGAGAGAAGAGGAGGCAGAAACUGAGCUCCUUAAAACGGUUCUGAGCAGAGAGGACUGUGUGGAGCUGCGUCCUCUGCUCAGCCCAAAAGGUUCCGGUCAAACCGACAAGCUGCUGGUGGCGUCAGCGCGUGGCUUCCCCUCUCUGUACCUGCCUCAGUACAGAAGUGAUGCGUGCACGAGACAGUUCCACACACCUGACAGCAAACCAUGACUCUGGUCCAAACUUUACUCCAUUGUGCUGUGAACAAAGUCACGCUUACGCAGAUCGUUUGUUCCCAUCAGACAGCUGGAAAAUGUUAAAAAACAUAAUAAUAAUACCUCAACUGUGAAUGUGAGUGGAAAACUGUUAAUUAUUAUUAUUAAAGAUGUCCARAGGACACACUUUUCAUGAACAGGU